Conger conger (European conger) is the source of this 1726-nucleotide messenger RNA. RefSeq names its product carnosine N-methyltransferase 1 (gene carnmt1). The transcript has 8 exons. Bases 1 to 1236 code for a protein of 411 amino acids. Gene Ontology annotation, molecular function: S-adenosylmethionine-dependent methyltransferase activity. NCBI's taxonomy places the organism in Eukaryota, Metazoa, Chordata, Actinopteri, Anguilliformes, Congridae. The record is from RefSeq and is a predicted model, not a curated record.
AUGGCCGAGGCGACGGAGGAACUGAAUGCAGAUGGAGUACAAGAGGAGACAUAUUUUUACAGAAAAAGGGUAAAAUGUGCACCAGAAGAAGAGGAGCGAUUGGAGCGGCAACACUUCUGGAAAGUCAUCGAUGCAUUCAGAUAUUAUAGAGUCCACAUUCACGAGCGGGUGAAUCGAGCAGAGAGACACUUCCAGCUCCUCCCAGAGCACCACAGGAUGCUGCUUCCCCACUUCCUGUCCAACCUGGCCAAGGUCCGGGUGAGCGUGGACCACAACCAUGAAGUGCUGCAGGCCAUCGUGCUCAACUGCGUGCACAUGUUCGAGAACAUGGAGUACGGAGAAGAGGACGACCUGAGGAAGGUGCGCCCGUCGUCCACGUUCGACAUGGACAAGCUCAAGUCCACCAUCAAGCAGUUUGUGCGGGACUGGAGCGAGGUGGGAAAGCCAGAGAGGGACACCUGCUACCAGCCCCUCAUCGACCAGAUCCUGAAGAUAUUCCCCAGGGAUAAAUGCGACCCCUCCAAGGUGAACGUCCUGGUGCCCGGGGCUGGGCUGGGGCGGCUGGCGUGGGAGAUCGCCAGUCUGGGCUACUCCUGCCAAGGGAACGAGUGGAGCUUCUUCAUGCUGUUCUCCUCCAACUUUGUGCUGAACAGGUGCGAUGAAGUGAAUUCUAUGACGCUGUAUCCAUGGGUGCACCAGUUCAGCAAUAACAAGAGAUCAGCUGACCAGGCACGGCCGGUGACCUUCCCCGACGUAAACCCUCAGAGUCUUCCGCCUAACUCCGAUUUCUCUAUGGUUGCAGGGGACUUCCAGGAAGUCUACACGGAGCCAAAUUCCUGGGACUGUGUCACCACCUGCUUUUUCAUAGACACUGCUCACAAUGUGAUUGACUACAUAGAAACGAUCUGGAAUAUUCUCAAACCCGGCGGUGUGUGGAUUAAUUUAGGUCCACUACUGUACCACUUUGAAAACAUGGCGAAUGAACUGUCAGUCGAGCUCAGCUACGAAGAUAUCAAGGCAGUCAUUUUAAAAUAUGGAUUCCAAAUGGAGGUGGAGAGAGAGUCCGUCCCCACCACGUACACGGAGAACGAGCGCUCCAUGCUCAAGUACCUGUACGACUGCGUCUUUUUUGUAGCUCGAAAACCCGCUCACCUCUUCUCCAACGGCUUCCCGGCUGCGGACGCGUGCCAGUUCGGGGAGUCGCAACAGAACGAAAACGACGAGGACAUGACAUGACGUUCAGACAAGUUACCAGCCGAGAAAAUUAUAAUUAUUAUUUUUUUAUUAUUAUUAUCAUGCUGCCCUCGCAACUUGCAUAGUAUGCUUUUCAUACUGUAAGAGUCUGCAAAGGAAUAACCGGACACUACUCGACAAAGGUGACCAAUGACGAGGUCAUCAGUGUUUGAUUUUUUUUUUUUCCCUCUUCAGUAAAGACCGGAAUCGGUGCCUUUUGUCAUGUCCAUAUGUAUUCCCAGAUUAUUAUUUUUUUCAUUCUGAAGUGUCGGUAAAUCAUUUGCAUGCGCUUCAGAAGGCAAUUGUAAUUUUCAACUGUGUAUAUUUAUUUUCUCAAAUGACUAAAGUUGUUUUAAACUUAAUGUAUUUGGAAAUGGCUUAUUUUCCUCCAUCUUGUACACACUUUACAAUAAAGGAAAAAAUAAACUUUUUUAAACUUUUACAAGUGCAAAAUGGAGUGUUUUCCAUAAUACAACAUGUAUUUUAUCAAGAC